Molecule: messenger RNA, 1311 nt
Organism: Entamoeba invadens IP1
Lineage: Eukaryota; Evosea; Mastigamoebida; Endamoebidae
Exons: 1
Coding region: 1-1311 (436 amino acids)
Source: RefSeq, a predicted model, not a curated record
AUGUUUCCAAAUUUAAAAAACGUCAAACUCUAUCCAAAAAUACAAAACGUGGAUAUGACAAAAUUCUUCACACAACGACAAAAACGAUUCCACAACGUUAAAAUCAAAUUCGACACGGCAACGAUCGAUUACGAAUUCCUCAAAAACGUGUCGAGUUAUAACAUCGAAAAUUUAAAGAUUAAGUUGGACGUCGAAAACGAAAUUAUUAGUCGUGUCGCACUCAUUCCAAAAAUAUUCUCAUAUGCUCAUAUUGUUGUUGAAGAUUGGUUCGAGAAUAUUGACGAUAGGAUUUAUGUGAAGAACAUGACUUUUAGGUACAAAAACGAAAGUCUAUACACAAAAUAUCUUCCAAAUAAAAUCAUGUUUACAAGCGAAUUUCAAUUCGAUUUGACAAAUUGGAAUUCUGUCCAGAACUUGACUGUUGAUAGCAAGGUUUCGUUUCGCGCACCAACAGAGAUUACAUCACUCUCUAUAAAAGGGACGUGUGAGAAUAUUGAGGAAUGUUGUCAUUUGCGCGAACUUAAAAUAAUUGGAGAGAAUGAGAUUGUCGUUCCAAGCACUGUGGAAAGUCUGAAAUGCGUCAAAUGCCAUCAAAAAUUACUGAAAAUUGACAAUUUCCGUUAUAUUAAAAAGUUGAGUUUGACCAAACAAAAAACGUGGGAUUUAUCGGCCUUUACUGGUUUAACGAGUCUCAAAUUAAAGAAGUCGACAAUCCUUAGUAAUUUAAAUCAUUUACAAUUCCUUCAGAAAAUUGUAAUAGACGAAUCGUACUGUUGUGAUGAAAAGUGGUGUUAUCCAUCUUCUGUUCAAGUUUUAGUCUGUGAGUCGAAGGACAUUGAAAAUGAAUGUCCUAUGACGUCGUUAACAGUGAGUUGUGAAGUUGUCCCAUUUGAUAUGAGAAGUUGUCGAGUAGAAGAGAUAUGUAUUAAAGAUGGAUAUCCAGAAGGAACUGUAUUGCCACUACGGAUCAAACGAGUGUUUUUAGAUGGAGUGACUGUCAAGGAAUUGAAUUUUGAAGAAUAUGAUGCGAUGGAAGAGCUUUGGAUGACUAAUUGUUACAUAGAUGAUAUGACCUUCCCAAUCAAUUUGAAGCAACUUGUUAUCUAUUCGUUCUGUGAGUUCCAGAAGACUAACUUGAACGAAGUAAAAUUAGAAAAGUUCACGAUAUGUUCGAGAAAAUUUAAUAUCGAAGAGGUCAAUGAAGACUUGAAAGAAAUUUUUGUGGAUAACAAAGACUUUAAGAAGGAAGUAUACUCCCGCUUUAAAAAGCUUCAAAACAUUCGCUUCAUUGGUGGCAUUGGAAUGAAAUAG